Molecule: messenger RNA, 963 nt
Organism: Enhydra lutris kenyoni (northern sea otter)
Lineage: Eukaryota; Metazoa; Chordata; Mammalia; Carnivora; Mustelidae
Product: chromosome unknown C20orf173 homolog
Exons: 8
Coding region: 1-963 (320 amino acids)
Molecular function (GO): beta-galactoside (CMP) alpha-2,3-sialyltransferase activity
Source: RefSeq, a predicted model, not a curated record
AUGAGGGGCUGGGAGAUUUUUGUCCUGUGGGUCUUCUGGGUGGUUCUCUUGUGGCUGAUGGCCCCCUGCCUGGAUCUCAGACCUGAAUCAGCCCCCCAGGAGAAACUGAUGGUCUUGGUACCACAGCAUUGCAACCGCCCCUGGCUCCAACUCAGGACAAGUGGCUGCCGAUCCGAGACGCUAAACUCCUCCCUCUGGCACCACGGAGCUGGAGAACGGACAGGGUUUGCUGCCCGCUAUGAGAAGACCGUGGAGUACCUGAUGGAGACGACAGAGUCUCUGACCCCUGACACUGUGCUCUGGUGGUUGGGCAUGAACUCAGAAAAUGGGCUUGGCAAAAUGUGGGAGAAGCUGUUCGAGGUGAUUCCCAGGCCCUCAGUGAGCCAUUUCCAUCUCUACUGUGGGACUUGUGCUUUGGUGGGGAACCCCAAGACCCUACAGGCUUCUGGCCUCAGCCACAACAUCAACCGGUACCCCAUAGCCUUUGGGAAUGCCAGCAUCCAGGGCUCCUGGAGACAGCUGGUGUUGCUGCUGAAGCUUUCUGGUCUGGUGUGGACUUCAGAUGAUCCGAGUGAGGAGGUGAUGGUGUCCUUAUUUGGUUUUGGGACAGACCAGCUCAUGAGGUGGUCCCAUAACUGGGAUGAUAAGUAUUGGUUUGAGAGUAACAUGCACAGUUUCAAAGAAGAGCAGAAGGUCAUCCUCACGCUGCAGGGCGUGUCUUCCCUGGGGAAGAGCUCCUCUUUUCAGGGCUCACUGUGCAGCUUCGUGACACACAGAUGGGCUCCAAAGCUCCUCAUGGAGCUAGAGACCUCCAUCUCCGGAGUUCCCGGGCUCUGGGCUGUAUCCCCUCCCCGACUCCUUUUCCACUCCAAUGGGGUCCAGCCUCCUCUGUGUGAGAAUGUGGGCGUCAAGUGGGUUCUGGUGACCAACUUCACCAUCCUCAAGUACAUCCAUGAGACCUAG